CUUGUAUGCAUGUUUCAAAUUUGAACAACAAUCGUUUCAUAUCCAACGAAAGCCAGGUUGGAUUCGUACGCUAAACUACCUCGGCAAACGAUAUAACGGUAAAACGUAAACGCGCGACAUCCGGUAUCGCCCCUCGUCCGGUCCGGCGAGCCCGAAGCAUUUUUUUCGGAUUUUGGGGCGAAACCAGCCCAUAGUGACCUAUAUGCCCGCAGGAGCUUCCUCGCAAUAGUAAUGGCACACCGCCGUCCGAGUUAACCUACGGAGCAUAUAUCAAGCGUCAUUCUGUACCGGACCCAACUUGUGCCGAAAAUGAACAGCCGGCGGCUAGCCUAACCGGCGAAUCGGAUGGCCUUUGCAGUUCUAUGGUGUCUGUUCGUAUGCAUGAAAUUGAUAACUACUGGCGAGUAGUCCGAGGCGAAGAAAAGAAUGCGGAAGGAAUUGGAUAUCCAAACUGAUUCUAGCCCCCAUUUUGACGAUAUCUUGACUCACUGCGCGGGGGAUCUCGGGUUCCUAGCGGCUGCGCCGUCCGUCCUAUGAAGACACCCAAGAGGUUGGGGGAAGAGAGGAUCUAGGGGAUUCUCGAGAGCUAUGAUGAAUGAUUGCCUAAUCCAUUGACUAAUAAAUAUCUUAAUAAACUGCUCACCAUAUCUAUCUGCAUUCUAGGUCGAAAAGAGGAGGUUCAGCCUAUGAAGCAGAAACGGACCUUUGCACGAUUAGCAUGUAGAUGAAUUUUUAGUCAAUGGCGAGGGACAUUUGGAAUAACUUACGCUUUCCAAGACUCCACCCAAUUUUAAACAGAAACGGAUGUCGAAACUUCAAGUUUCAGCAGAAAAACAAUAUGAUUUGCGAAAACUUCAGAUGAGUUCCAAGUUGAUCACUCCGGGGUGUCUCUUCUAACAUCAACGCAGAAACAGGUGCUUCAAAUGGCAAUCGAAGUGCCCUGUCAAUUUAUCAGCCAGACUCAUAUCCGAUGACAUUCACCUAACGGGGAUCAGAGCAGCAGCAAAUGCAAAUCAGCUUUGCCAGGGAGUUGAAUCCGGCAGUCAUUAGUAAUUACCGAACUAUUCAACAGGGGGGCUCUGAAACAAACGGCAAAGAACAAAGGAAAGAGAACAUGGGUACUUCUUUGUCAGAGUUCUGAACCUCUUGUUUGGAACCUAUCCUUACUAGUGUUGGCGCCCUGGAAUAGCGAUGUCGGGGGUAUCCCCCUGUAGUGUAGUGAUACUAAAAAAGGUGAUGAUUAUUUUUGUUGGAGCCGAUAUGUACUGCGUAGGUGUUUUUGAAGGCCUGAGGUUCACGCCAUCUGAAGGGGGGGGAGGGGGGAACAAUAUGUCCAACAAACCGAACCCAAAAAGCUAGGGCCAGAAGGUCUCAAACUCCUUUGCACAUGGGUGUUUGCUUUGCUGGUCUCGAUUAUUAUUACUAAUUUGUUGGAGGAUUUGGAGACAAGAAAUAAAUGGGGAAUUCUGCUGAUGAGUGAGUUGGUUGAUAUGUAACGUGAACAUCACUGGGCCAGCAGCCUGGGCCAUGUUGCAUUAUGAGUGAGCUUUGUGCUCAUCUUGUGAUUGCGAAAUUCGCUGCAAGAAUGGGGGAUCCAAGCAGCCGGAGGAUUGAGAUAGUAGUAAAAAUGAAAAAUGAAAAACGAAAAAUAAAAAUGAGGCUAAAAAUAAAACAUGAAAAAUAACCAUGUGUUCUGUAGCGAUUCUAUCCUGUUCUGUCCUUUAUUAUUAUUAACUACUGUAUGGACAUGGCCGACGUUACGUUGUUGACUUUGGAGAAGAAUAUAUUAAAUAACUUAUAACUAAACUAGUUAAGUAAAUAAAUAACUUACGGUACGACCAAGAGCGCGGGCAGACUCACAGUCAACCACCAACCACCACCACCACCACCACCACCACCACCAAGCAGCAGGCGACAUACCGCUGCAAACCAGCUUCAGGACAGCACAAUCCUUUAUCUCUCUACCAGAUCAUCCUCUCCUGCUCUCUCUCUCUUCUUAUUCACCAGCUUUUGUGCUGGUUUCGCUACUGCUGUGUCUCUCUCUCCCCGCCAGCGCAAUUGUUCUAUUUCGCUUUCUGCUGCGAGGCCCCCCCCAUCCUGCCCUCCAUAGGGUCACAUCGGUGUAUAAAGCAACCGGUCCCCAUCUCUUGCAAGGUCGUAUCUGCCGACGACCUCCUCCGCUUUUCCUACUUCUACUUCCCAGACGUUCACGGACGAUCAUUCCACGUCUCCGUCAUUUAUCUACAUUAAAUAUUGCCUGUCCUCGCUGUUUCAUCUUUAUCAGUCAUAGUUCAACUAGACGGCACCGUCGGAGGUCUCAACUCGGAGCUUCGAUAGCCGCAUUUUUCAACCCCGCGCAUCUACCCUUUUAACUAAGAAUUUUCUGUUCUGAAGAGUCCUAUCCGCGUCAGUUUGGGGGUCUAACGCUUGCAAUUAAGCUAUUUCGGCUGCGGAACACUUUCUGUUGACUUUCCUUCAACUCCCCCACGCCCGCUGAUUAAACCCCCGUGGUUGCAACAAGUUACAAGUAGUUUGAUAAAAAAUAACCCCGCCUCCUAAUAUUUUUCGAGUUUAGCCCAUUUCCGCCUCUCCUCCUUAUUGUCCUGCGCCUAUUGCUUUAGCCAAGUCCUUUUCCUGCAACAAUCCUGAUAUACUGCGACCUACACCGUUGCGAUUGGAAGAUGUCACAAUAUAGUGUUAUGGAUGACCUUGAUCAUGGUCUAGACCACGAGUCUUACGAUGGCACCUACACUGACCAGGGAAUGGAUAAUGGUUAUACCGGCCAACAAAAUCGCGAAGACACCAUCGAUAGAUUCCUACGACCUCUCAUGGUAUCAGACAACACUCUGCAUGAACUCGCCUGCCGCUUCCGACAUAUAUACCGCGAUCUUGCUCGAACCUCAUCCCAACAAUUUCUACCCACUCCAGUAACAAGACUACCGACCGGUCAGGAAACCGGCAGAUAUUUGGCGAUUGACGUUGGGGGGACAAAUCUUAGAGUGGCUUUCAUUGAACUAUUGGGGGAGUCGAAGGAUGGAGAUGCGACGAACUCCAACUCUCCGACAUCACGUGACACAAUGCGAAGAGCGCAGAGACAACGGGUGAAUCGGACAUUAGAAAAGAUAUGGCCUAUAGGGGAGCAUCUGAAGAGGGACCAGGCGGAAGAUUUGUUCUUAUGGAUUGGCGAUUGUAUGGCGGAGGUGGUGGCGGAAAGCUUAGCGCCGAAUCUGGCGAGCGGUACCCCUAUCCCGGAGGAGCUCGAAAUGGGCAUUACGUUCAGUUUUCCAAUGAUGCAAGAGUCAAUCCAGGAAGCGCGGCUUAUGCCAAUGGGAAAAGGCUUUGCGAUAACUUCAAAUCUCGAUUUAGGCCGUAUUCUGCUGGCGGGCUAUGAUAGGCAUACAAGACGACCAUUUGGAGAAGAAGAGCAGUCGGCUAAGCGACGAAAACGCUUUGCGCUACCAAAACUAAAGAUUGCCGCAAUUACCAAUGAUACAGUUGCUACUCUAGCAUCGCUGGCCUAUCUGGUGAAAUCCCUACCGAACAGCCGUGUUGCGAUGGGUAUAAUUGUUGGGACCGGUUGCAAUGCCACGAUUCCCAUGAGCUUGAAAGAUCUGCACGAAUCUAAGGCAAAACACGUUUCAUCGCGACACCCGGACGCUGUCGAAACGAUAAUUAACACUGAAUGGACCAUUAAUGGUGCUGCACCACCCCUCCGUGAACUCAACAUCACUACAAAAUGGGAUACAAAAUUAGAUGAGGCCUGCGCCCGCCCGGGCUUCCAACCUUUUGAGUACAUGACUGGCGGCCGUUAUAUUGGCGAACUGGUCCGGAUUAUAUUUUACGACUAUCUAACGAACGUAGUUGGUCUAUCGAAGAAGGAACUACCAGCGAAUCUUAUCCAGGAGUACGCUCUCACCACCACCUACCUAUCACAAUCUGUUGCUCAAAUACAAUCGGACUCCGAGCUGGUGCGAUACCUCACGGAAACCUUGCCCCCACCCGAAUCCAGCGAUUGGAGCUGGGAUAAUAAUUCGGCGCGGGCAUUCCGAAGAGUUUCCCAGGUUGUCCAGACACGGUCUGCAGGACUAAUUGCCGCCGCUGUCGUUGGCCUGCUGGCAUGUAAGGGGGAGCUCAAGCUGCGUGAUUACAACGAUCCAACUCCGCGACCAGAACUACACGUUAUGAAUCCGUCCCUCAACAACGGAGCCUCCCCAAACGAUAUCGUAAAUGCCGUGAACUCCAAACUAGCCGCCCAUGGUGCUGCUGCGGCUGGUAAGACUGGUAGCGACGACCGUAGUGUUCCUAUCAUCGACUCCGUGCCAUCUAACUGGCAGUCCGGACCGGAGGAACUAGUUGUCGCGUAUACGGGUGGCAUCAUUCAGCGGUAUCCGCGUUUCAAGGAGACCUGCCAACAAUACAUUGACCGAUUGGUGAUCUGGGAUGGCCCACAGGAGAGUGGCAAGUCAGUGUUUCUCCGGGAGGCGUCGGAUGGCGGUAUUAUCGGAGCUGGUGUCUUAGCUGGUAUGCUUACUGGAAACAGAUGACCAGAGAAGUGAUGGGCGUGGUGAUGCCAGAAAAGCGGGCGUGUCAGGAGCUUUUGAGAGGUUCCGUGAGCCGAAAAAACGUUCGGAAGCGUGACAGGCUAAAUGCACAUGAACUGGUGAAUUGUGUGGUUAGGGAUACCAGAUGGAGUUUCCACCCUUUGUUUCCUCCCUACUUUCAUUUCUUCUUUCCUUCCUGCGUACGCCUAUUCCCCUCACUUUCCUAUCUCUAAAGGUUGGUAAAACCGUGAAAGGCCUACUAAAACUGCUUCGUCUUGCCAUUGGUUAUUUGUUGAUCUUUGAUUGAUAACUGCAUAAAAGUUGCGAGACCUCUGGUGUUUUGUUCACCUUUUUUUUUUUUUUUUUUAAUUUUCUCAGUUCUGGCGCUUCUAUUUAUUAAUCACGUUUUUCUCUAUGGCGCCGGUGCGUGUAACCCAACAAGCUUCUACAAGCUCCUCGUUCUAUUUCUCACUCUCCUUUGCCCCUUUCCCCUUGCCCUUUCGGGCCUUUGUCCCUCCUUUUAUGUCCAUUUAUCGUUUCAUUUCUUCCAUUCUGGCGAAGUUUUAUUUUUUCUGUAUGCAUGUGUCCAUGAACACUUCGGCGACUGACAUAGAUACCGCAUUUCUAUCUUAUUGUUUAAAUUGUUUGAUAUCUGUGAUCGGGCCCUGGGGAAUUGGAGUUUAAUCAAGCAUGAUUAAAAAUGACAAAGUUCCUGAAAUAUUCCGGCCGCACGACCAAUUUAUCUGACAGAAAGGGAACUGCUGCAGCAGCAGCAUGCAUCGGACGGUCUAAAAUUAGAAAGUUAGCCUCUCAAGCACACACAAAUGGACCCUAGGUCCGGCCCAUUUUGUUUUACAGCUUGGAUAUUUUGGACGAUAGGUCGGUACUUGUUCAUGCACAUGUAGGAGGAGGAUAUGGAUUCGUACGUAGCAUCCUCAGGCUCUAAAAAUCUUCAAGGGCGGUCCAGCCUUGCGUGGCCCCUAACAUAUUUUGUCCAAUAGAGAUUUUUUACGAGGUGAGGGGAUGGCUCGUAAAGAUAGAUCAGCAGUUCGGUUUGAUAACUAGGAUCAAUUCCUUUAGAUGGCCGAUGAUAAGCGAUAAUCUACUAUAUCUUAUUCUAAGUUUCUAUAUCAUCUGAGUUGAAUUGUUGAAGAUAUUCAUGUUUUUCAAGAAGUAUUUUUGUGAUGAUAUUUUGUCAGUUUGUAUCACGUUAGUUAAAUAAUUCCACUAUAUAUAUCACAAUAUCUACAUCUCAGCCUAAAUGAACUAUUAAGCUCAA
Blastomyces gilchristii SLH14081 is the source of this 5820-nucleotide messenger RNA. RefSeq names its product serine/threonine protein kinase. The record is from RefSeq and is a predicted model, not a curated record. Bases 2682 to 4544 code for a protein of 620 amino acids. Gene Ontology annotation, cellular component: mitochondrion; cytosol. Lineage: Eukaryota; Fungi; Ascomycota; Eurotiomycetes; Onygenales; Ajellomycetaceae. Gene Ontology annotation, molecular function: mannokinase activity; glucokinase activity; ATP binding. Gene Ontology annotation, biological process: intracellular glucose homeostasis; glycolytic process; glucose 6-phosphate metabolic process. The transcript is spliced from 3 exons.